This is a messenger RNA of Hyaloscypha bicolor E, 1614 nucleotides long. RefSeq lists its product as uncharacterized. Gene Ontology annotation, cellular component: plasma membrane. NCBI's taxonomy places the organism in Eukaryota, Fungi, Ascomycota, Leotiomycetes, Helotiales, Hyaloscyphaceae. Gene Ontology annotation, molecular function: ferric-chelate reductase activity. Bases 1 to 1614 code for a protein of 537 amino acids. Gene Ontology annotation, biological process: intracellular iron ion homeostasis; copper ion import; iron ion transport. The record is from RefSeq and is a predicted model, not a curated record. The transcript has 11 exons.
AUGAUCAAUCUGAUCCCACUGUUUGCAGUUCCUCACCUUAGUACCCUCGCAGAUCUACUAGGUGUGACCCUCAGCACGUUUCGGCAGAUCCAUCGGUCGGCAGGCGUGAUGGCGGUUAUGCUCACCAUCUUCCACCUGUUAGUCAUGAUAGCCUCGCAGCCCUCCUUUCCUUUGGACCUGCCCCAGAACAAGUUCGCAGUUAUCGGAGUAUCAUUACUAGGGUUCAUUAUUCUGCUCUCUCUGUCUCUCUUCCGCUGGCCCUCCUACGAACUCUUCCUCCGCACCCAUCAGGCCUUGGCUACGCUCGCUGCCUAUUCCAUCUGGCGACACCUGCCCUCCGAGAAGGCCUUCCCCCGCAUAUACCUAUACAUCUCGGCAGGGCUGCUUCUGUUCAUGUGCAUUGCCCAGGGUUAUAUGGUCAUCCGCCGAAACGGUGUCUUCCGUUACGGUGGCGCGCGAGCCCACAUUACCCACGAAUAUGUUGCGGUCAGGGUCCGCAUCCAGCUUCAGAAGCCACUUGACGUCAAAGCCGGGCAGGCCGUCAACCUUUGGAUAUGGAUGCCUUCCGCAGAGAAGCCGCAAGAUCAUCUAGAUCUCUUUAUCGAGCCUCGGAGAGGCCUGACCCGAGAACUCUUAUACCAUACCAAGAGUGGGCAUGCCAUGAACCCCUGGGUACUGUUCAGUGGACCUUACGGGAAUAGCAUUCCCAUAGACAACUGUGAGAACAUCCUUAUGGUAGCUAGUGGCUUCGGAAUCGCAGUACAUUUGCCAUACCUGAAGCAGCUCAUUCACGGGUACAAUGCCCGUAAGAACAGAGAUCUGACCGAGCCAGACGUUACAAUCGCGGCCCAGCCGCUCCUUAACGGUGCAUUAAACGAGGAUACGCUGGAUAAUGGCUGGAUUCUAGCCAUCUCGAUCUACUGCGAAUCAAGCGAUAUUGGCGAAAAAUCCUUUGGGAAGCGUGCAAAGGUCUAUCCGGGCAAAGCUCCAUUGCGAGAGAUCCUUCAGGCAGAAGUUGCAGGAGAGCAUAUUGAGAAGAAGCCAGUAGACAACAUUGACUGCGAUACAAAGACGCCCGUGGAGGGGGAACUUGAAUCUCUGGCAGAUUCUGCCUCAGCAACAAACGCGGCGAUAGAUCAUGUGGAAGAUGAUUCUGCCAUCGCGGCUAGUAUACUUCAAGGCCUUGCUCAAGGUCAUACUCCAAGCAGAGAGACUGACCCCGCCGCUGAGCCGGUUCAAGUGUUAUCUUCAGUGUUGAAGAUGUUUUGCGAAAUGCUAAAUUUGAAUGCCUCCGACGGCCGUUCAACUGUUCAAGUUGAGACCCUAGAGCUCCUUUCCAAUAUCAUGGAAGGCGCCUUUCAACGUAUAAACUUGCUCCAAAUGGAGAAUCAAAGGCUACAUGAGAACAUCAAACAGCUCCGCGAAGAGAAAAAGGAACUCAAUGGUAAAUACAUAAGGCUCGAGCAUAUCGCAAUCCGGGUAGAAGCCGACAAUCGAACGCUAAGAAUGGAGAAGGAAGUUUUGCAGGGCGAGACGGUUGCUACAGAUCACGGAUCUAUGACGGAAGCAGACGAGGAGGGCCCGAGUAAGAAGAGAAGCAGACGAGGGACGUAA